AUGGAGCAACCAAUCGGUUUCAUCUUAGUUUUUGUAGCUUUGGUGUUCUGCAUUAUCUCAAUUAUAAUUUCGUCUAUUGUUCUGUUCCAAGUAGCGCGACAUGCAUGGAAGUUCCCAGACGGUAACCUUUUGCUGGCCAUAGAAAACUAUCUGGCAGUUAUUCUGUGUUCCAUUAUAUUAUUAUCGCUGAAUAUAAGUGCCAUUCAAGGUGAUUUGAAAAUUUACAUAUAUCUCGACUCUCUUGCGUGUCAAGUGCGCGCUUAUGCUUUAUGCUACGCAUUUACAUGGUUGUUUCAUACUUUUGCCUUGCAAGCACUUGGAAGAAUGUCUAAUAUUAUCUUUCAACAUCGAUUUGUAUUCCUGCGUUCAUUACGGGUGGUAAAAAUAUCAGUUGUCAGCUGUCCUUUCAUUCCAUUUAUCCUAUUCUGUCCACUAGUUGCUUUCAAUGAUAUGAGCUAUGAAUCAGCAGAUUUCCAAUGCGCUACCAAUUUUCGUGAGGUGAAAACCUAUGCGUUUUUGUUUGUUGUUGCAUAUUGUACGCCAGUUACCAUAGUUGUCGUGUGUUACAUGGCUGUUAUUCGACGUUUGACGAAAGCAACAUUACGUAUCCAAGAAGUCAGUCAGGGAGCGAUGCGACGCGACAUAGUCGUUCUUCGACGUCUAGUACUUACCGUAUGUUGCCUUGUUUGCACUGGUAUCCCAACGAUUGCAUUUUGGUUUCAGUGGGUAUUUACCAGACAGUUGUAUUUCCUUGCUUAUCGAAUACAAACGGUGUGUCUAUCGUUCGACAUGCUCUUUCUUGCUUUUUCAUUGGUUCUCAUCAAUCCUCAAUUAAAAUCAAUCGUCACUCGCCUUCACGGUCCACGCAUAGCACCCGUCACCGUAAGAGUACGUCCGCUGCAGACCUUAACACGAAUUGUUUGA
Messenger RNA from Adineta ricciae, 924 nucleotides. The record is from the annotation of a GenBank genome assembly. Lineage: Eukaryota; Metazoa; Rotifera; Eurotatoria; Adinetida; Adinetidae.